Messenger RNA from Anthonomus grandis grandis, 1786 nucleotides. RefSeq names its product T-complex protein 1 subunit zeta (gene CCT6). Lineage: Eukaryota; Metazoa; Arthropoda; Insecta; Coleoptera; Curculionidae. Gene Ontology annotation, biological process: protein folding. The coding region runs from base 77 to 1672 and encodes 531 amino acids. The record is from RefSeq and is a predicted model, not a curated record. Gene Ontology annotation, molecular function: ATP-dependent protein folding chaperone; ATP binding; ATP hydrolysis activity. The transcript has 8 exons. Gene Ontology annotation, cellular component: chaperonin-containing T-complex.
CCGUCAAACACGUGCGGUUUUCAACGACAAAUUUUCCUUAUUCUCAGUGGUUUUUUUCCAUUUAUUGCGGAAAAAAAUGGCGAUCAGCUUAUUAAAUCCUAAAGCCGAAGUGGCGCGAGCCGCCCAGGCCCUCGCGGUCAACAUUUCCGCCGCCAAGGGUAUCCAGGACGUGAUGAAAAGCAACUUGGGUCCCAAGGGAACCAUGAAAAUGUUGGUCUCUGGUGCGGGAGACAUCAAAAUCACCAAAGACGGUAACGUUUUGUUGCACGAAAUGCAAAUUCAACAUCCCACUGCUUCUUUGAUUGCCAGGGCAUCUACUGCCCAAGAUGAUAUGACAGGUGAUGGAACAACAUCAACAGUCCUCCUAAUUGGAGAGUUGCUAAAGCAAGCCGAUAUCUAUGUAGCCGAAGGCUUACACCCUCGCCUAUUGACUGAAGGCUUUGACAAAGCCAAAACUAAGGCUCUAGAAAUCCUGGACAAAAUUAAAAUCCCUAUUGAGAUUAACAAGGAGAAUCUUUUAGAUGUUUGCAGGACCAGUUUGAGAACUAAGGUUCAUAAAGCCCUUGCAGAUGUUUUAACUGAGGUUUGCGUUGAGGCAGUUUUAACCGUUAGACCUAAAGAUAACAAACCGGUGGACUUGCACAUGAUCGAACUUAUGCAAAUGCAACACAAAACUGAGGUUGAUACCCAGUUAGUCAAAGGUUUGGUUCUGGAUCAUGGUUCACGCCAUCCAGACAUGCCGAAACGCCUGGAAAACUGUUACAUUUUAACGUGCAACGUCAGUUUGGAGUACGAAAAAAGCGAAGUGAACUCCGGUUUCUUCUAUAAAACCGCCGAGGAAAGGGACAAGAUGGUGUUGGCCGAAAGGGAAUUCAUCGAUCAAAGAGUGAAAAAAGUCAUCGAAUUAAAGAGGAAAGUGUGUGCGGGCACCAAUAAGUCGUUCGUGAUAAUUAACCAAAAAGGUAUCGACCCGAUGAGCUUGGACCAGUUAGCUAAAGAAGGAAUCAUCGGAUUAAGGAGAGCCAAAAGGCGUAACAUGGAAAGGCUCGCCUUGGCGUGCGGAGGAGUCGCCAUGAAUACUUUCGAUGAUUUGUCAGAGUCCUGUUUGGGUUAUGCCGGUGUUGUUUACGAACACGUUUUAGGAGAGAAUAAAUACACUUUUGUGGAAGGAUGCAAGAAUCCCCAAUCGGUUACCAUCUUAAUGAAGGGCCCCAACAAGCAUUCUUUGCAACAAAUCAAAGAUGCCAUCAGGGACGGACUUAGGGCUAUCAAUAAUGCUAUCGAAGAUAAAGCGGUAAUUCCAGGUGCCGGAGCUUUCGAAAUUGCCGCCAACAAAGAACUAUUGGCGUGGAAGGACAGCGUCAAGGGCAAACAGAGACUGGGGGUGUUGGCCUAUGCCGAAGCGCUCUUGGUCAUUCCGAAAAUUCUGGCGGUGAAUUCCGGUUUUGAUGUGCAGGAAACGAUCGUAAAGUUGCAAGAGGAGAGUCAAAUCAGUCCGGAACCGAUCGGUUUAGAUUUGGCGUCCGGGGAGCCGAUUAUACCGAAAGACGCCGGAAUUUUCGACAAUUACAUCGUUAAGAAGCAAAUUAUUAAUUCGUGUUCGGUUAUAGCGAGUAAUUUGCUGUUGGUCGACGAGAUUAUGAGGGCCGGCAUGAGCAGCCUCAAGGGCUAAUUUUAGGACUUCUGCGGUAUUAUUUUUAUGUAUUUUAAUCAGGCAUUUAAUUUAGUGUUUAGUUUUUAACUCUUUUGUGCUUUUUUUGCUAAUAAAUUCAUUAAUCCAGCAGUA